Messenger RNA from Labrus bergylta (ballan wrasse), 1890 nucleotides. It is a transcript of the gene dnaaf6, whose product is annotated as dynein axonemal assembly factor 6. Gene Ontology annotation, cellular component: cytoplasm. Gene Ontology annotation, molecular function: dynein intermediate chain binding; protein-folding chaperone binding. Gene Ontology annotation, biological process: flagellated sperm motility; axonemal dynein complex assembly. NCBI's taxonomy places the organism in Eukaryota, Metazoa, Chordata, Actinopteri, Labriformes, Labridae. The record is from RefSeq and is a predicted model, not a curated record.
UGUCACCUUCAACAUGAUCGCAUCUAGCCAUGCAUGAACUACGGUGUCCGAGAAGGGACAGGAACACUACUCGUAGCGAAACUCAUUCAGCCGGUUGGUUGACUUGAUAGAUUGAAUAAAGUUAUUACACUUUUUACGCGUAAAUGUUUAUUACUAUGAUUGCAAAUUGAGCAGCCUAGUAUUCAUGAAUAUUAUAUAUGUUAUAUAAAAAAUAUUGUUAGGGCUUAUACGGUAUUUAUAAGCAGUUAUGUGAAAAAAAAACAGACUUAAAUAUUUUCAGUGUUGUGCUCUUUUAUAGUUUUCAUUUACUCAUUUGGUAAAUGUUUUCGCGUUUACUGACUUUAUGUGGCAGUUUCUUUGCAGACUAAAUAGGCUAUUAGGCCGAAUUAUUUUAUUUUUUAUUAAUUAAAUACAUUUAAAAACAAUACAUAAUGCCUUGAAAUGGAUAAAACUGUAUAAUUAGAGUUUUAUAAAACGCCAUAAGUUACUCUCAGCUCCACUUCAAUCAGUUUGUAGCAAACGGAUGGUACACAUUCAUACAAUCAUGUUGUGUUAAUAGGCUAUAUGUAUUUUUUAAAGUAAUUUGUUAAUAUUAUUAUUAAUAAUGGGCUAUAUGUAACUUAUAAAUAACUAAUGCUUAUAUAGCCUACUUCUACAUAAAAUAAAUAGCUUUUCCAUAUUUAUUGAGUGUUGAUCAGUGUCUAGUCCAGAUAUUCCUGAACAUUAAAUAAACUUCUCCAAAACCGGAAGUUAGAUUUCAUUGUAUUUAUUAUUUGUUGUGUGUUCAUUUUUUCAGGUAAUGUUUCUCUUCGCUACACUUUAGUAUUCAGCCUUUAAUUUUCAUUAUUAAUUCAUCACAUUGAUUUAUUCUCGAGGGUUUCCUUUUCUGUGUGACGUCAUCGGUUUCCAGGGCCGACGGAUUGUCUGGUCAUCUCCAAGGCAACGGAAAGCGUCAGCUGCAACAGGCCAUUACGUUCAACCAGCAUUAGCUUCUUUUACUGGAGAUUUUGUGCCUCAUUUUUUUUUUUAAAUCUGUUUGCUGUUGUAGUUGUUUGCUUUGCUGAGAUUUGAGAAGGUUUAAUUUAAGAUUUAAUACAUUUAUAUUUUUCUGAAUGGAGUCUCUUGGAGUAUCAUCGGCUCAACACCUGCAGGCACUUUCUGCCUUAUUAUCAACUCAGCAGGAGGAGGAGGAGGAAUGUGAAAAUGUGACAUCGUCUGCACGGCUUGGUCCUGGACAUAUUGGCCCCCUGCCCAAAAAAGAUAAAGAAGUGUCAACUGCCUACAUGAAGAAGGACAGCAAAGAUAUCUGGAGUCCGGAAGAGGUGGCUGAGGGCUCGCAGUACGAUGAUCUUUCUGACCCACGGCCACAGCCUGAGUAUGAAGUAAUCCUCAAGCAGAGUGUGGGGACAGAAGAUCUGUUCUUGGGCUUGAAUGGAAAGGAUCCAUCCUCCAUGUGCUGUGAAGCUAUGCUGGUGAAAAUAAAACUCCCAGAGACUAAAGCAACUGAUGUCGUCCUGGAUGUAAAAGAAAAAUUCCUUGAUCUGCGGACGCCGAAAUAUAAACUGGGUCUUCAUCUCCCACAUCCCACUCACAGCCCCGGGGGUAAGGCUCAGUUCUUCAGUGAGAGGGAGGAACUGGAGGUGACUCUGCCAAUGAAACGCCCCAUGGAUUUUCUCAUCAUGCAAUAGGAAUGAAUGACAACAGCCAACAAGUAUUGAAAAGACACAUAGAUGUGAAAAACAGUGAACAGUAGGAGAUGAAGCACACACGCUGUGAAGUGGUCAUGGAGAAAAAACUGCUUAUCAUUUCUCUGACCAUCUCUUUACGAAUUUCAUGGUCAUUUCACAUCUCUGCUCACAGACUCGAUGACCAAUAAAAUGUGAGUUUGUA